AAAACCCCAGCAGGUUAGCCUCUGAUUAAAUAGGUUCUCCUGAGGGCAGACCUUGUUAAGAAGAACAAAAUGCUCUGGUGUAUUUCAAAAUGGCUCCUUUUCCCCACCCACUACCAGAGGCAUGGAUAGUCACCCUGAGGACCUAUGAGAGCUCCAGGAGCUUAAACAAAAUUGGGGAGCGAGGAAGAGGGGAUGGCUAGGUCCCUCUGACUUGUCCACACUGAUCCUUCACAUUUACCUAUCCUGGUAGUUGUUCCAUUGGCGGCUUCAGCAGCUACUUUCUGCUCUGUGGUUACCAAUGACACAGGAGCUGAGCUUCCAAAAAUUUAUUGAGCAAUCUGACUUACUAAGAGAACUUAAAUAUGACUUCAAUGAAAAAGCUGAAUUCAGACACACUGAGACACAAAGGCCUUUUGUCUUUAACUAUUAUGAAAAUGUGCUUGAGAAAAAUAGCAAGCGCUACCAGGCCCUUGGCCAUUUGCUUGAACAAUAUAUUUAUGAGCUUUUGGAGAAGGUGUGCAAAUUACAAAAAGUAUAUAUCCCACCUGAGGCUGAUAAAGAAGAACCAAGAAGCUUCUUUUUCAUGAGCGAGAAAGCAUUAACAAAUCACCAUUCUGCUCUUCUUGUCCUUCUUCAAGACCAUGGGGUCUUUCGAGCUGGUCAGUGGAGUCAGCAGGCAAUAAUACAUCAUGGUCUCCAACAUGGAAGUCAGAUACCAUGUAUUCAAAUGGCAUUGCAGGCACAUUAUGAUGUAAUUGUGCUAAACCCCAAUGAUAAUUUUGUGGAACUAAAGAUGGAAAAAGAGUGGCAAGGCCUUUUAACACAAAAUAUUGAGUCAUCUUCUCUAAAAAUGGUUCCAGGUGGGAACUUUUUCUCUCUCCAGCAUUCUCCCAAAUGCAUUCCAAAAAGAUGCAGCAACACACCCGAAGAACACAUGGCUUACAUAUGGGAUUACUUCAUUUCAAAGACUGAAGGCAAGGAUAUUGCCUUCAUUGUACAUGGUUAUGGAGGCUUGGUUUUUAUGGACUUGCUUGUUCGUAGAAGGUGGGAAGUGAUGAGCAAAGUAUAUGCUGUUGCACUUAUUGACUCUGAACAUCAUGUAGGACACCAGCUGGGAAGUGAUGUACAAUUAUUAGCAUGGAUAAAGCACCACUGCCGUGAAUGGGUGACAAGUCCUAAACCUUUGGAUAAACCUGCAGCUACUGUUUUCAAAAAGGAAUUUCCUAUGGUUUCUGCUGGUACAGAAAAGUACAGCUUAGCCCCUUCCUCUAGCCUUCAGUCAAUUUUUAAGUACUUUAAAAAAGCUUUAAAAGCCAGAACAACCAUUGAUUUCUCUCAAAUGCCAAUAGUGACUAGAGGUUCCUCAAAAAGAAAGCAAAGUGCUUAAACUACUUUUGUCAUCUAAGGUUUUUUUUGUCCUUCUGCAAUUUUGCUAAUAUAGAUUCUGGAAGGAAAAUAAAAACACUUUCAACUCACACACAAUAUGACGUUCUGGCUUGAGGUUUGAUUUGUUACUUUUUAUUAUUUUGUGUUUAUGAGGCAGGGUCUGACUUUGCUGCCCAGGGUGGUAUGGAAAUCUGGCUUCAAGCGAACCUCUCACCUCAGCCUCCCAAAGUGCUGAGAUUAUAGGCAUUAGCCACUGCACAUGGCCACAGUUGUUGCUUUUUUUUUUUUUUUUUUUUUUUUUUUUUUGAGGAGGAGGAGUCUCACUCUGUAGCCCAGGCUGGAGUGCAGUGGCAUGAUCUCAGCUCACUGCAACCUCUGCCUCCCGGGUUCAAGCAAUUCUCCUGCCUCAGCCUCCCAAGUAGCUGGGACUACAGGCACGUGCCACCACGCCCAGCUAAUUUUUGUAUUUUUACUAGAGACAGGGUUCUGGCAUGUUCCCCAGACUGGUCUAGAACUCCUGACCUCAGGUGAUCCACCCACUUUGGCCUCCCAAAGUGCUGGGCUUACAGGCAUAAGCUACUGCACCCGGCCAUUUUGUUGCUUUUUUGAAAAGUGAAUAUAUUCUCUUUUGUAGCCUAUUGAUGAACUGGGAAUUCGGUGCCAUCAUUAAUAUUUUACAGUGUUAGUUAAGUGUGAAGAUCUUUCUUUUAAAAAGCUAUGGUUUGAUAUAAUGACAGCAAAAUGGCAAUUGAUAAAAAUUAGAUAUUGAAUCAAUCUUUGAUUUCUGUAAUAUUAAUACCAUAGUAAAAUUACAAGUGAACAUAAAAAUUAAACAUCAUAAGCAAACUGCAUUCUUUGUAUGUUUAUGUUUUUUGUUAAAAUUUGUUGUACUCCCUGUUCACCAGGUCUGAAGAAAAAAAAAUGUUUUAAU
Messenger RNA from Piliocolobus tephrosceles (Ugandan red Colobus), 2317 nucleotides. RefSeq names its product putative protein FAM172B. The record is from RefSeq and is a predicted model, not a curated record. Gene Ontology annotation, biological process: regulatory ncRNA-mediated heterochromatin formation. NCBI's taxonomy places the organism in Eukaryota, Metazoa, Chordata, Mammalia, Primates, Cercopithecidae. The transcript has 2 exons. The coding region runs from base 299 to 1387 and encodes 362 amino acids. Gene Ontology annotation, molecular function: siRNA binding. Gene Ontology annotation, cellular component: nucleus.